AUGGACUCCCCGUCACGCGCACACGUGGCGCUCCUGGCGUUUCUUGUGUUAGCUGCUAUCACGUGCAUAUACUUGUUCUUCCAGUCUGCUCCCAAGGCCGAGUUUACCGAGUGUACCCCGAUUUCGGUAUCCUACGUUAUUCAAGGUGUUUUGCCCACGUGGUUAAAUGGACGCAAUGACAAACUGGGCACUGUUCAGGGACUCUGGCUCUGUGCCAGUCAGUACCGCGACCACCACGCAGGCUUUGUGCUCAGCAGCUUUUGCAUCGUGUACAUCACACUGCAGACUUUUGCAAUCCCGGGACCUAUUGUGCUGAGCAUUUUGGCUGGGGCGAUGUACCCAUUUCUAUACGCCCAUGUCCUCGUGGCAUUUUGUGCAACAACGGGCGCGUCGCUGUGCUUUCUGCUUUCGUACUUUGUCGGACGUGGAGUCUUUAGUCGCGUGCUUGCCAGCAUGCUCGGACGGUUCAAGGCCAAAAUUGCUCAAAACCGGCACCACCUGUUUUACUAUUUGCUCUUCUUGCGGAUCACGCCGUUGCUGCCCAAUUGGUUUGUCAACAUUGCGUGUCCCCUUGUGGACGUCCCGUUCAAGGACUUUUUCUUGGCGACACUGAUUGGCUUGAUUCCAGCGAAUUUCCUGCACAUCUCGACGGGUGCGGCACUUAAUAGUGCAACAGGCGCCUCGAGCGGCUCGAAUGCAGUCAACUUUGCUGUACUUUUUUCGCUUCAGUUUGUUGCACUGCUGCCGACGCUGAUGAAGAGCAAGAUCGAAAAGUACGAGAAGGAGGCGUUCGAGAAGGCAGAAAAAAAAGUAGAGUGA
This is a messenger RNA of Peronospora matthiolae, 819 nucleotides long. The record is from the annotation of a GenBank genome assembly. Lineage: Eukaryota; Oomycota; Peronosporomycetes; Peronosporales; Peronosporaceae.